CUCGCCGCUCGCCGUCACCGGACGGCGCUGCCAUAGAAACCCGCGAGCGCUGGGCCCGCGGAAGCGGGGAGCGUCGGCGAGAGCUGGGAGGUGUCUGCGGCGGUGACCUCGGCUCCUGAGCACCCGAGCGCCAUGUCUUUCCGCGACCUGCGCAAUUUCACAGAGAUGAUGAGAGCCCUAGGAUAUCCACGACAUAUUUCUAUGGAGAAUUUCCGCACACCCAAUUUCGGACUUGUGUCUGAAGUGCUUCUCUGGCUUGUGAAAAGGUAUGAGCCUCAGACUGACAUCCCUUCAGACACUGAUACUGAACAAGACCGAGUUUUCUUCAUUAAGGCAAUUGCCCAGUUCAUGGCCACAAAGGCGCAUAUAAAACUCAACACCAAGAAGCUUUACCAGGCAGAUGGGUAUGCAGUGAAAGAACUACUGAAGAUCACAUCUGUGCUUUAUAACGCUAUGAAGACCAAAGGGAUGGAGGGAUCUAAAAUAGGGGAGGAAGAUAUUAGCAAGUUCAAGUUUGAUCUUGGCUCCAAGAUCUCAGAUUUGAAAGCAGCCAGGCAGCUGGCUUCUGAAAUCACCGCCAAAGGAGCAUCUCUGUAUGACUUGUUGGGAAAGGAGGUCGAGUUGAGGGAACUGAGAACAGAAGCCAUUGCCAGGCCACUGGAAAUCAAUGAGACUGAGAAAGUGAUGAGAGUUGCAAUAAAAGAGAUUUUGGCACAGGUUCAGAAGACUAAAGACCUGCUCAAUAAUGUGGCAUCUGAUGAAGCUAAUUUAGAAGCCAAAAUUGAAAAGAGAAAGCUAGAACUGGAAAGAAAUCGGAAGCGACUACAGACUCUACAGAGCGUCAGGCCAGCCUUUAUGGAUGAGUAUGAGAAGAUUGAGGAAGAAUUACAAAAGCAGUAUGACAUUUAUCUGGAGAAAUUUCGGAAUUUGGCUUACCUGGAACAGCAACUCGAGGACCAUCAUAGGAUGGAGCAAGAGAGGUUUGAAGAAGCUGAAAAUACUCUCCGUCUGAUGCAGAACAAGCUAAAGGAAGAGGAAAAGCGGCUGCUCAAGAGUGGAAGUAAUGAUGACUCAGACAUAGACAUCCAGGAUGAUGAUGAAUCUGACAGUGAGCUGGAGGAAAGACGGCUGUCCAAGCCUAGGACGGCCAUGGAGGUGCUCAUGCAAGGAAGACCCAGCAAGUGCAUCGUGGGCACAAUGCAAGGUGGAGACUCCGAUGAUGACAUGGAAGCAGCACCAGCUCUUUUAGGUAAAUGCAAGACUCCCAGCUCCAGGAAGCAGGAAGACUCGGAGGACAGUGAAAUAGAUAUGGACGAUGACGAAGAUGAUGAUGAUGACUUGGAAGAUGAGAGCAUUGCUCUCUCACCAACUAAGCCUAAUCGAAGAGUCCGGAAACCUGAGCCUCUAGAUGAAAGUGACAAUGACUUCUGAUUCUUGCCAAGGGACCUAGGCAGAUUGAGAGCCUCAGACUUGUAUGUAAAUGGUAAGCCAGAAGGCUGGGAAGAUAACAUGUAUUGUGUUCACUAUGACAUUGAUUUGAAAACAGAUUUCUUUCUGCUUUACCUUCCUAUUUAUACUCUAUGAAGCAUAAAUAAGAACUGAAGCAAACCUCA
Perognathus longimembris pacificus (Pacific pocket mouse) is the source of this 1613-nucleotide messenger RNA. It is a transcript of the gene Ift38, whose product is annotated as clusterin associated protein 1. Gene Ontology annotation, cellular component: centrosome; cilium; intraciliary transport particle B. Lineage: Eukaryota; Metazoa; Chordata; Mammalia; Rodentia; Heteromyidae. Gene Ontology annotation, biological process: cilium assembly. The coding region runs from base 133 to 1431 and encodes 432 amino acids. The record is from RefSeq and is a predicted model, not a curated record. The transcript has 13 exons.